AUUUUCACCAUCAAUCCAAUACCGACGUCUCUGAUCGUCUCUUUGAAUUGGUCGUGUAUCAACAAGGACUGAUGAAUAUACUCUCAUAAAUACACAUUCAGCACAUAUAUAUACCUAUAUACUACUAGCUUAGCUUGUACAUAAUUAGUAAUGAUGAGGAAGCCGGAUCCUCCGGGAACGUCGACAAUGGCGAAAGAUAAGUCGGGGAAGGGUAAGCAGAAGGCGGGGGCGGCGGUUAAACUGAGGAAAGGGUUAUGGUCGCCGGAAGAAGAUGAGAGGCUGAUGAUGUACAUGGUGAGGAACGGGCAAGGUUGUUGGAGCGACAUUGCGCGGAACGCCGGGCUCCAGAGGUGCGGGAAGAGCUGCCGCCUCCGGUGGAUCAACUACCUCCGGCCCGACCUUAAACGCGGCGCUUUUUCACCUCAAGAACAAGACCUCAUCCUCCAUUUGCAUUCCCUUUUGGGAAACAGGUGGUCUCAAAUUGCGGCACGGCUCCCCGGCCGGACGGACAACGAAAUCAAGAAUUUCUGGAACUCCACCAUCAAGAAGAAGUUGAAAAAUGCCAACUCAACGCUUUCCCCCAACGCCACCGAUUCGUCCUCGGAUAAUAACCCAAUGGCUUUCCUCGGAGGAGGAGGAUCGACCUCCGCCGCCGCCGCCUCAAUUCCCUCCAUGCAACACAAUCAACCGGAUUCUUCAUCUUCUUCAAUGCUACCAAACGCCCACCCCCACCACCAACACUUUGACCCUUUUCCUCAGCAUCAUCAACAGCACAACUACGACGAGGCCGUACAUUUGUUCGGCUUUCCGCCGUGUAUGACGGCCGGAGCUAGUGGCUGUGGUGACCAAAGUGCCUUUCUUGGUGACUAUAAUUUUUUCGUGGAGCCCUAUGCUGUGAUGGGAUUGGAAAAAGACCUUUCUGUCCCUGCAUUGGAGAGCUGUUGUACUAGCAUUACUCAUAACGAAAAAGAGAAUGUUGAGUACAAUGCUACCAAUAAUAAUAGUGUUAUUGAAAGCUAUGGAGUUGGAGAUGGGGAUGAUAUUGUUAACGUUGACAAUUGUGACAUCUUUGACAAAAAUGGGAAUGAUGUUGUUUGCAACAACAUUAGCAAUAACCAACAUUUGGUCAAUAUUGACAUGACAGAUCUUAACGUUGAGGAUUACAUGGUCAAUGCUUAUGGAAACCAUCAUUGGAGUGGAGAAAGCUUAAGGAUGGGAGACUUUUUGGAUUGGGAAGGUUUGUUGGCUAAUCUCCCUUCCUUACCUUACUUUUGAUUCAUUACUUUCAUGAAUUGAAUCAAAGAGUAGGCUAUCCUUUUCAAGUUUGCAAAGUACAUAGGGUUUUGCUUCUCUCUUUCUCUCGGGUUUAGUGCAUGAAACCCCAUUGUGAUAUAGAAAUUCAUUGUAUUAGUCCUUUGUAAUUCAAAAAAUGCGUCAAAUCUCUUGUAUUAUAAUUAUUCAUGCACAGAACCCCUAGUUUUAUUAACAAAUUUAACAAUUUGGAAACUACUUUUCUUAAUAUUGUGAUUGAAUAUGCAAGUAAAUUUGUCAAAAUCUCUAAAUUGUACAAAAGUGUCAGUCAUUUUUCUUUUAUUAGAUAAUUAAAAUUUUCCAUAUAAGAGAUUUUGUGCAUAUUUAUAAUACACGUGGUUUGAUGCAUUCUUUUAAAUCACAUACGGAGUAGCUGAUGCGCUAAAUUUCUAUAUCACAAGGGAGUUUAAACCCAUUCUCUGACAGUCUUCUCUCUAGAUACACAUAUUCGUGGAAUAAAUCUCGAAUGAGAGGUGUGUGAAUUAUUGUAUACAAGGACAAUGGCGGUGUAUAUAAUUUUCAUUCAUUUUGGAGAUGAAUAAUAAGGAUGAUCUGAGUUGAUGGUAGGCGGCAAAUAAACAAGAAUGUAUAGUUGUCCAGAAGAGCAAUUGAAGGUGUGAAUAGAAAGAUAGAAUAAUUGAGGUUAUUCAUAUGCAUUUAUGCUGAUCCAUAGCAUAUAUAUAUACUCCAUAACAGAUAGACUUUGGAGGUGGGGUUUGAAUGUAGUCGGAUGAAAUCAAUGUUCAUAUAUAGGAGAUUUAUUUUUUGCCUUUUUCUUUCAAGGAGAUAAAGGUUUCAAUUCACCUUGUGAUACUUGUACUAUAUAUAUACUUGUUCCAGCCAAAGAAUAAAAUCCUAUUUGAAUUA
Messenger RNA from Cuscuta europaea, 2178 nucleotides. The record is from the annotation of a GenBank genome assembly. Lineage: Eukaryota; Viridiplantae; Streptophyta; Magnoliopsida; Solanales; Convolvulaceae.